AUGGAUAAAGGAUCAUUUCGUAAGAUGAAUUUAAAAUCCAUUAUUCGACAGCGCAUGCGUAACGCUGGCAUCUGGAAUGACUCCAGCACUUAUGGCAUUCAUUGGGCAGCCAAAAUGUCAAUUUUGGCCUUCUUUUUGACACUCAUAACACAAGCAUUAGCAUUAUUUAUGACUAGAGGAGAUUCAAAAGAACUGCUUUCUUGCUUCAGCGUACUUUCCUUCUGUUUCAUGGGAUUCUUGAAACUUAUCUCUCUGGUUACUGGACACACACGUUGGCGACUUCUUAUCAGCUUGGCGAGUUCUUUGGAACAAGAACAAAUUAAUGAACGCGAUUAUAAGUAUGACUAUGAGUCAGAUGGUGAAGAGGAUGACAGCUUUUCUGAACAUAUAAGGUCAUAUACAAAAAAGUUUUCUACGAUUUCAAUAUAUUUGUCGAGAGUCUAUUGCUUUACUGCAGUAGUUUUCAUGGCAUCACCAUUUAUCGAGUACGGACUGCAUUUGUAUCAGGGCACGUAUGUUGAGCGAUACCCUCAUAUAUUACCUAGUUGGAACCCACUGGAUUUCAGUACAACUGGCUAUGUGGUGACUAUUUUGGCUGAAAUUCUAUCCGCUGUAUACUGCGUAAGAGUACAUACAGCUUUCGACUUGACCGCUAUCGGUUUGAUGAUAUUUAUACGGGGACAAUUCAAUUUACUUCAUCGAUAUAGCGAACGUAUCGGAGGACAUGGGAAUAACUGCUAUUUGUCAAAUAGAAGAGAUGCCCGAGCACAUUUAAGGAUCAAAAAAUGCCAUCACAUUCAUGUUACUUUAUUAAAAUCGGUAAAUCAGCUCGUCAAGUUAAUUAAAAAUAUUCUUGGAAUAUAUUUUUUUUUGGCAACCUUGACACUAUGCUCAGUCGCAGUACAAUUAAAAUCGGAACAAUUGAGUGCUGCGCAAGUAAUAUCGCUACUGCAGUACAUGGGGGCGACGUUAAUGCAACUUUUCCUGUUCUGUCAGUAUGGGGACGCAGUAUUUGCAGAAAGUUCCGUCGGUUUAGGAGAAGGGCCACUCUGUUCCGCAUGCUGGUGCUUGAGCUCGCGGAUACGCCGUGAAAUUGCGAUUCUUUCGGUUGGUAUGGCUCGACCAUGUAGGAUGCUUGCUGGACCAUUCAAUUCACUGGAUUUGCCCUCGUUCAUACAGAUCGUACGAGCGGCUUACAGUUACUACGCAGUGUUGAGACAGACACCGAAAUAA
This is a messenger RNA of Pararge aegeria (speckled wood butterfly), 1233 nucleotides long. RefSeq lists its product as uncharacterized. Gene Ontology annotation, biological process: detection of chemical stimulus involved in sensory perception of smell; sensory perception of smell. Lineage: Eukaryota; Metazoa; Arthropoda; Insecta; Lepidoptera; Nymphalidae. Gene Ontology annotation, cellular component: plasma membrane. Bases 1 to 1233 code for a protein of 410 amino acids. Gene Ontology annotation, molecular function: odorant binding; olfactory receptor activity. The record is from RefSeq and is a predicted model, not a curated record. The transcript has 5 exons.